Molecule: messenger RNA, 507 nt
Organism: Gongylonema pulchrum
Lineage: Eukaryota; Metazoa; Nematoda; Chromadorea; Rhabditida; Gongylonematidae
Source: the annotation of a GenBank genome assembly
AACUUUUCCGCGUCUGGCAGUUCGACUUAUUAUCGACGAAAUCGCUUACUGCUGAAUGCACAGCCGUCGCCAACGGAGCCUGCUGCAGCCAGCGACCGGAAAAUGAUGAGCAGCUGUGCUGUAGUCGGAGGUAUUAGGUCAGCCGGUGUGUUGAAACAGCCUGGGCAGUUUUAUAGCUCACAGCAAGCACAGCAGCCGGGUGAGAGUAUGUUGGAAGGCGGGACGCUCGGAUCUCACAACGGCCAGUCGGCGACAACUUCUCUUUUAUGCUCAAAUAAAACUCCUAUCUCUGCUCAACAGUUAUCUUCGCCAGUAAACCGUGGAACUCUUCAUGGCGGUAUAGGUAACGAAUCGGAAACCUCUUCCGUGGCAAACAGACCAAAGGAUCAAAGAAUGACAGAGGUCGAGAGGGAACAGAGGCCAAAUAAUUUACUGGAACAGCAACAGCCGCUGCCGCAUCAUCUCACCAACGGACACGAAUCAUUGAUGGUGAUGAAAGUAAGUUAA